GCCAAACUCCGAAGCCAAAAUUCAAUUCUCGAGUUCGACGACACACCCCACGCCAGCCCAACAACUCGCAAUUGACUUUGCUGAAGCCGGGAAAGAACCGUAGAUUGCACCGAAAGACGACACUCCCAUCCAAACACCUCACACCACCGUCACAAUGGCCGCCGCACCCGAGAACGGCACCCCCAUCCACGUCGGCACGCGCAGGUCGGCGCUGGCGAUGAAGCAGACGGAGAUCGUCGUCGAGGGCCUCUCGAAAGCCCGCCCCGACGCCACGUUCGAGAUCCACAGCAUGCAGACCCUCGGCGACAAGGACCAGAUCACGGCGCUCUACAACUUUGGCGGCAAGGGCCUGUGGACCAACGAGCUCGAGGCGAAGCUCGUCGCCAAGGAGCUCGACAUCAUUGUCCACUCCCUCAAGGACAUGCCCACGACCCUGCCGGACGGCUGCACCCUCGGCUGCGUCACGAAGCGCGAGGAUCCGCGCGACGUCGUCGUCUUCAAGGCCGGGCUCGCCGAGCGGCACGGCUGGAAGACGCUGGGCGACCUCCCCGCGGGCAGCGUCAUCGGCACCAGCAGCAUCCGCCGCAUCGCGCAGCUGAAGCGCCGCUACCCGGGCCUGAAAUUCGCCGACGUCCGCGGCAACAUCGAGACGCGCCUGCGCAAGUGCGACGACCCCGAGGGCCCCUUCUCGGCCAUCAUCCUCGCCGCGGCGGGCCUGCUGCGCAUGGACUACGGCGCGCGCAUCUCGCAGUACCUCGACUCGGAGAACGGCGGCACGCUGCACGCCGUCGGACAGGGCGCGCUGGGGAUCGAGGCGAGGGCCGGCGACGAGAGGGUGCUGAGCGUGCUGCGGGAGCUCGAGGACGGGCCGACGAUGCUGGCGUGCGUGGCGGAGCGGAGCGUCAUGCGCACGCUCGAGGGCGGGUGCAGCGUGCCGAUCGGCGUCGAGACGAGCUGGGUCGAGGUCGAAGGGAGAAAGAAGCUGCGCCUCAAGGCGACGGUGGUGCACGUUGACGGCACGCAGGGCGUGGACGCGGAGAGGACCGAGGUGAUUGCGACGCGGGAGGAGGCGGAUGACUUUGGCAAGCUCGUGGCGCAGGACCUGGUGGACGGGGGCGCGCAGAAGAUCCUGGAUGAUAUCAACCAGGCGCGGCCGGGUGACCAGAUUGCGACGGCGGAGACUGCGGCGGCGGCGAAUGCUGCUGCGUAACGAACUUAUGACACAAUCGGACAAAAAGACACUAUUCGGAAG
Colletotrichum scovillei is the source of this 1252-nucleotide messenger RNA. RefSeq names its product porphobilinogen deaminase. Gene Ontology annotation, biological process: heme biosynthetic process. Gene Ontology annotation, molecular function: hydroxymethylbilane synthase activity. The coding region runs from base 155 to 1210 and encodes 351 amino acids. Gene Ontology annotation, cellular component: cytoplasm. NCBI's taxonomy places the organism in Eukaryota, Fungi, Ascomycota, Sordariomycetes, Glomerellales, Glomerellaceae. The record is from RefSeq and is a predicted model, not a curated record. The transcript has a single exon.